AUGCGGGGUAAAGGGGCAAGAUCCGGCAGAGCCAAUCAAAAACCAAUAACCCUUACAAAUGGCUGGACUGGACAACAACCACAAUCACGACCUAAUAUUGUAUUCAUCCUCACCGAUGACCAAGACUUACAUUUAAACUCGAUUGAGUAUAUGCCAUUCUUAAAAAAACAUAUAAUUGAGCAUGGCACUUUCUACAAGAGACACUUUUGCACGACUGCGCUCUGCUGCCCUUCUCGCACGACUAUAUUCACCGGUAAAAAUGCCCAUAAUACGAAUGUUACCAACGUGGUUCCACCGUACGGUGGUUACCCUAAGUUUAUUAGCCAGGGGUUGAACGAUAAAUAUCUUCCAGUUUGGCUCCAGGAGUCGGGCUAUGAAACAUAUUAUACGGGAAAGCUUUUUAAUGCACACUCGGUUGAUAAUUACCAUUCGCCUCAUGCUGCUGGCUGGACUGCUUCUGAUUUUCUGUUGGAUCCAUUCACAUAUUGGUAUAUGAAUAGUACAUAUCAGAGAAACCAAGACGCGCCAGUGAGCUUCGAAGGGCAGCAUAGCGUCGAUGUUCUUGCGGCAAAAGCACUGGGCCUAUUAGAUGAAGCGUUCGAAACCGGGAAGCCUUUCUUUCUUGGUGUUGCUCCGGUCAGUCCUCAUGCAAAUAUAUGGGCUCCUAAUUUCAAGGAUGGUGGCCAUAGCGACUUAGAGAAGGUCGAGUUUUCGCCGCCGGUGCCAGCUGAGAGGCAUGCCAACCUAUUCGAAGGUGCUAAGGUCCCGCGGACCGAGAAUUUCAACCCGGACAAACCAUCAGGUGCCAGUUGGAUUCGGAAGUUACCGAAGCAGAGCCUGGAAACGGUUGACUAUAACGACCAUUUCUACCUUCAGAGGCUUCGAGCCCUCCAGAGCCAUCGGAUGCAACCUGCAAAGCAGUGCAGCUUCGAAGAAGACAUCAAUAUUCCGCUUAUCAUUCGAGGACCUGGAGUCCCGAAAAAUGUGAAUAGCGAUAUUGUAACCACACAUACAGAUUUGGCGCCUGCCUUUUUAGACAUAGCAGGCGCUCCUAUGAGGGAUGAUUUCGACGGACUUGCCAUCCCGCUUACUGAGGAAAGCCUCACGGAAGCUAAGGAGACGCGCCAUGAGCAUGCUUCAAUAGAACACUGGGGAUUCGCCUCAAACGAGGGGCAGGUACUAGAUUCGUACCCGAGACUGCACACGAACAACACUUAUAAAGCUCUUCGUGUCAUUAGCAAGACGUACAACCUACAUUACCAGGUGUGGUGCAACAACGAGCGAGAGCUACACGACCUAACAACAGAUCCAGGCCAAAUGAUCAAUCUCCUACACCCUGACGAGGACGCCCCAGAAACCAUAGCUGGAGCACCCCUCGAUAAGGUUGUCGCUAGACUGGACUCUUUACUCUUUGUCUUGAAGUCAUGUAAGGCAGAGACCUGUAUCUACCCAUGGAAGGCACUUCACCCGGCUGGUAAUGUUGCUAGUCUGAAAGAUGCGCUUUCCCCUCGGUUCGAUGCCUUCUAUGACGACAAGUCGAGAAAGAUCGAGUUUGAUAGAUGCGAGAUGGGUUUCAUACUUGAUGCUGAGGGGCCGCAGUUUGAGCACGAGAGCAUUCUCUCCAGUCUCGAUCCGAACUGGCAUGAGUGGACCUAG
This is a messenger RNA of Daldinia loculata, 1656 nucleotides long. Its product is annotated as Arylsulphatase. Gene Ontology annotation, biological process: phenol-containing compound metabolic process. The record is from RefSeq and is a predicted model, not a curated record. Gene Ontology annotation, molecular function: arylsulfatase activity; glycosaminoglycan binding; N-acetylglucosamine-6-sulfatase activity. Lineage: Eukaryota; Fungi; Ascomycota; Sordariomycetes; Xylariales; Hypoxylaceae. The transcript has 5 exons. The coding region runs from base 1 to 1656 and encodes 551 amino acids.